GUUUUGCUCGUCCGCGUUCAGAGUGAAUACCGGCUUGAGCCGGUAAAGAGCUGCCAAGACAGGCAGGAAAUAAUUCAGAGAAUACAAAAGAUGCGGAUAGCUUCGGCAGUGCGAAAUAGACCAUAGCGACAUCACCUUUAGUAUUCGGGCCCUUUUGUAGCAGCGGGAGCAAGUGGCUUAGAUAUUACCGUUCUUUCAAGGAAUUUAGAAAAAAAAACACGUAAAUGAUUGCUUCAUAAAUGGGUCUAUAACUAACAUUAUAGGUAAUUUAAAGCGAAAAUAAAAUGACGACGAGAUAGGAAAACCGGCCUUUAUACACCAGAGGGCUGCUUUUACCACCUCAACGCUGCCGGUGGCCUGCUGUAGCCAUGAGGGGGCCCCAUUCUCUGGGCUGUUUGGGUCCAAAUGUUUACCCAGAGGUGCCUGAUGGUGGCUGGGGCUGGGCUGUGGCUGCGACCUUCUUCUUGGUGGAGGUCUGCACCUAUGGGACCCUCAAGAGCCUGGGUGUCUUCCUUCAGGAUCUGAUGGAAGAGUUCGGGGAGAGCAACAGCCGAGUGUCAUGGGUCAUCUCCAUCUGUGUCUUCAUUUUUACCUUCACCGCCCCCCUGUCCACGAUGCUGAGCAACCGCUUUGGCUAUCGUCCUGUGGUGAUGAUGGGAGGCUUCCUUAUCAGCCUGGGAACCAUCACCUCUGCCUUCGUCAACUCCAUCAAUGAGAUGUACAUCACCAUCGGUAUUGUCUCAGGCCUCGGCUACUGCCUCAGCUUCCUUCCCACCGUCACCAUCCUAGCCCAGUACUUCUCCAGGCGGCGAGCACUUGUCACCUCCGUCGCUUCAUCCGGCGAAUCCUUCGCCAUAUUCAUGUUUGCUCCUGCCCUCACUAAACUGAAACAACACAUUGGCUGGCGCUACUGUCUGGUUGUCCUCGGCAUCUUUCAGGCUUUGGUGAUUGGCUGUGGGCUUCUCCUUCGUCCAAUCAUUAUUGAGCCGGAGCCUGGAAAGGAGGACGGUGAAUCAGACAAAGAAUCUCUCUCUCUAAAGCAGCUUGAGGCUGUUUACGAGCUGGAGAAUGAACAAACCAGGACCUCCAUCAGUUCAGGAAUCUCCCAGGGUUCAGAGGACUCAGGUGUCACCUCCCUUUCUGCUUCAAACGUAGACCUGAGGACUGCAGGAGCUGGGGAGGUGCAGGACACAGGGGACAAAGAGCUGUCACUGUCUUCACCCCCCACCCCUGUCAAGGAGGAUAAGAGCGAACUGGCAGAAGUAGAGGUAAUGGUAGAGGCAGGUGCUCUCCAUCCUUCUAGCCCCAAACUUCUGGACUUCUCUGUGCUUAAAGAUGGUGCCUUCAUCUGGUACUCCCUCUUUGGCUUGUUCGCCACGCUGGGCUUCUUUGCCCCACAGCUCUACAUCAUCGAACUGAGCAAGAGCCGGGGUGUGGAACCCAGCAUGGCCUCCUGCAUGCUCUCUGUGAUGGCUGUGGCCGAGAUCUUUGGCCGUUUGUCCAUCGGGGUGGUGUUGAACAAAGUCCGCUGCAAGAAGACCCUGGUGCUACUGGGCUGUGUCAUUCUGCUGUGCCUGGUGCUGGUGGCCUUCACUAUUGUGUGGGAGUUCUGGGGCCUAGUAGUCUGCUGUGCCCUUUAUGGCUACUUCAUGGGCACCGUCGGCUCCACUCACAUCCCAAUGCUGGCUGAGGAGGACGUGGUGGGUAUCCACAAGAUGGCAUCAUCUGUGGGAGUGUAUGUCUGUAUCCAGAGCUUUGCUGGGCUGGCAGGGCCACCACUAGGAGGUGUGUUGGUGGAUGUCACACAGAAUUACGGUGCUGCCUUCUAUUCCUGUGCGGUGGGAAUGGGCCUCAGUGCUAUUUGCCUGGCUCUAGUCGGCCCAGCCAAGUCUGCCAUGUGCCAAAGACAGAGCAGAAACAAAGAGGAAGGCAUGAGCAGAGAGGUGGAGAAAAUAUCUCAGGACAGUGACCAAGCAGACUUUUUGGAGGUGGACUUGGCCCUGGAGGACAGUCCUGUCAGAAAGGCUGUUGAUCAGGAUAAUGCCUCUGUAAUAUGAUCCCAACUACAGCAUGACACCUCAUAACCAACGACUCACCACCAGGGCCAACAGCUAAUGGAGUCCAGGUGUACUGCAAGAGGCUGCAGUGUCACCAACAUUAAAUCCACAAAGAUAGUGUUCACAAAUGCUGCUUGUUUCAAAUCUCAGGUGUCACUCUUUCACAUUCUGACAAGCUUGAAGUUCACUCCUUCCCACGGAGGAUGCAGUCUCCCCCCUGAGACCAAAGACAUCUCCAUGCUGAGCACAUGGUGUCACACCUUAAUCUAAGUUCACACUACAUGACUUAAAAUCGUCAGAUCGCUGUUCUGUUCACACUACACAACUUCUGUCUUGUAUGUGGGAGUCUUGUCACACAAGAUCUUUCACCAGGAAGAAUCUCGAUGAGUACUUCAGGUCAGGGUAGUGCUUACUAGAAAAUAUCAAAGUCAAAAAGUGAUAAAGCAGCGUAAGUUAUUAGGAUAAAACUUUCAGAAACUUUGUGUGCAAUAGUCCACCUUCUCUGUCACUCUCUCUCCCUCCCUCUAACACACACACAGACACACACACACACACACACACACACGCCCAAGUCCAGAUAAUUAUCAUUAUAGAUAUCUGGGGAGUGUCUGCAAUGCAUCAGCGAGCCUUUCAGCAUGCGUCACAUAUUGCUCGAGCACCUAUUUGCUAGCAACAAGCCAAAGCCAAAUUGCCUCUGAUCUGUUUUUUUAGUUAGGGAGCUCCAAAAACGGUCAGUGAAUGGAAAAUCAGGGUUUAAGUUGUGUAGUGUGAACAUGGCAUUAGCUAUUUAACAACUUAAGACAGAUAUCUCUUCUAGCUGUUUAGGGAAAAGCCACGCUUAUCAAGAGCUUUCACAAUCCUCUGGGUAUCAUUAGUUUGAGUAACGUUAUCUCAGGAAAGAAGUGGUGUUGUCAUAGAUACUGACACAUCAUGAGCACGAGUUAGACAAAGCAGUCUUGAUAUCUGUCAGAAGCCUCUGUGAUAUCAUGACUGUGUUGUGCUGGUUGAUUCCUGCUCAUGUUGCGGCAUGCAUCCUCGUCCGAGCCCUGCAACGCCUCAUUCAUUCCUGCUGAACACCUGCACACAGUGUUCUUCAACCCAUGAUGGAUGCAUGCUGCACAGCCACGACACGGCCACUUCUCCAGCAGAGUCUGGAGGGUGUAACACACCAUGGCUUUAAAUGUCAUACUCCAUGCAAAAUGAAAAGUAGUUAAUCUACCUCUAUGCUCUUGAUGCAUGGAGAAAGAUUUCACUGCUGCUAAAGCUGGACAUGAAAAUGCAGUCAUGCAGUAUGUACAUACAGUUUGUGUCCUCUCUGUUAGUCUUACGCACAUUCAUGAUGUGACAAUGAUAUUGAUAUGCCAUGUCUACCGCUAUGGUAACUAAAGCAAUAUUGCAGCUGUGUUCACUGAUCCUUUAGAAUGAAUGAAGGAGCUUCAGCUCAGUCUCUGAACUUGGAGCCUGUAUUCUAUGAUUCUAUGAUACAUUGAGGUUGUGGGAUUAAUUUUGCAUGAGCCUGAGAAGCUUUAGUUCCUUCUGUAGUGCUAUGGGCGAACACAUUAACUGUAUAUCUUUCAUGAUCCUCUUGAUGUACUGUAGAAUGACCUUGUUACAACUAACAUACAAACUUAAAAGCAAUCUUGAUACAACAGAAGAACUUGAGGGUUCACAGUGAUUUAUUUUCUGAUGCCAUGGCUAACUAAAUACAAUGUUACAGUUUUUCUCAGUUGCUUUGGUACUCUCAGAUCAGAAUUGAAAUUCUCAAAACUACCUGCUCAACCCACAUCAUCAAUUUAUCAUUGAAGCAGUUUCUCAUUACUUUGAACAAAUUGCAAAUGCUUUGGCACACUUACGAUUAUCCGUAAUUGUCUGCUGUCUCUCACAUUUUCAGUUACUUAUGUCAUGUUGAGUAUUUUACUGGUUCUCUGUUGUAUAGUCUUACCCUCCAAAACAUCUGGACAUUAGUUCAUUAUAUUGGUCAUUACAAGCAAAAUGGUUGAACCAGUUGUCAUAAUUUGUCAAACAUAUUUUCUGUACAUUUCUAUUAGACAGAAAACACAUUCCAAAAGAUUCUUUUGACACUGUAUUGUAAGGGAAAAUAUAAGGACAUGGGCCAGACAAACAGGAAGGUCAGGAGGUAUAGACAGACUGUACUGUAAUUCCCCAUACAGCACUGCAUGUACAUUUAUGCAUAUGGGCUGGUACCUAAUUGUUUCCUCUGUGCAUUGCAGUGCAGUUAAACAUUCUGAUCUUUUUCUUCUCUGGGUCACAAUGAUGCAGUCUGUUAAUAAUGACAGUACAAAUAGUGAACAUAGGAAUCCUGUCAAAUCUCUUGCAAUGAGAUUCCAACAUACAGUAAUGUGUAACUUUGUACUGCUAAAACUGAUGUAUGCCAUACAGAAAAAGUGCAGCCUUGUGCAUUUUGUUUAACCAUUGUCACCAAAAGCCAGAGUUUACAUCAGAAAAUACUUUAAGAGUUCACUGUUACAUUGACAACAUGGCUUAGCAUUUUGGAUAUCAUGUAUGUAAACUAUGACACAAGGACUUCUAAUGACACUGACAUAUUCAUUGCCAUAAAUCCUUACUUUCGGGAGAAAGUAAGGAUUUUGUACAAGUAACGUUUUUUAUCAUCAUAUUGUGGUGUUUGUUUUGAGUAAAUGCUUUAACUGUUUUGCAAAUUUUAAGGAUGACUCGAGAAAUGUACCAAAGCCACUGAGGAAAAACUCUUAAGUGUACAAUUAGAAAUGGUCAUUUGCAGUAAAUACCGUGGUGUUUUUUUUUUUUUUUAAAGAUUUCUUUUUGGGCAUUUUUAGCCUUUAAUUGAUAGAACAGACAAGUGUGAAAGGGGGGGGGGGGGUGACAUGCAGCAAAGGGCCACAGGCUGGAGUCGAACCCGGGCCGCCCUUGUACAUGGGGCGCCUGCUCUGCCACUAAGCCACCGACGUCCCAUACUGUGGUGUUUUUAUGUGGAAAAA
Molecule: messenger RNA, 5032 nt
Organism: Epinephelus moara (kelp grouper)
Lineage: Eukaryota; Metazoa; Chordata; Actinopteri; Perciformes; Serranidae
Gene: slc16a6b
Product: solute carrier family 16 member 6b
Exons: 6
Coding region: 369-2057 (562 amino acids)
Biological process (GO): transmembrane transport; monocarboxylic acid transport
Molecular function (GO): monocarboxylic acid transmembrane transporter activity
Source: RefSeq, a predicted model, not a curated record